Messenger RNA from Chenopodium quinoa (quinoa), 1844 nucleotides. Its product is annotated as outer envelope protein 80, chloroplastic-like. Gene Ontology annotation, cellular component: outer membrane. The transcript is spliced from 11 exons. Bases 380 to 1462 code for a protein of 360 amino acids. Lineage: Eukaryota; Viridiplantae; Streptophyta; Magnoliopsida; Caryophyllales; Amaranthaceae. Gene Ontology annotation, biological process: embryo development ending in seed dormancy; chloroplast organization. The record is from RefSeq and is a predicted model, not a curated record.
UCGAUUAGUGUAAUUAAUGUUCAUUUUAAUUUAAUCUUUCUACUUUUAUUUAUCUUAUCCCAUGUCCUCGAGAUGUUUGUAAGCUUUUGCCUUGGAAUUAAAAAAAAAAAAGUCAAAUUUAAUUUAUGAUUUACUCCGUUUGAAUUAUGCAAAAGCAAUUGAAAUUUUAGAAAAUAAAAUAGAGAAAGUACAAUUCAAGAAGUUGGAAACCCCAAGGAGAAAGAAAGAGACAACUUCUAACCCAUAUACUACUCCAACUCUCCAACACAACCUCUCUUCUUUCUUUAUCAUCUCCUUUAUAAUUCUAUACCGCAAUUGCUUGCCUUCAAUUCAAUAUUUUCGGGUCCAAUUUUUUCAUGAUUGUUGUCGGACAUUAUUCAUGGGAGCUCAGAAGAGCAUCCAUGCUGGUAAAGCCAAAAUUGAUGUCAAUGUAGAUUUGAGUCACAAGCUAUGCGCUGCUUUAAUGCUGCCCCCUUUCAGGAAUUCUGGAGGUCCUCUUUCGUUAGUAAUUGGGAGUUUAUGUAUUAAGCACCCUAAUUUAUUUGGUGGAAGUGAGAAGCUUGAUGUGUUUUGGGAUAAAGGAUUGUAUGACACAAAUGUUGUGGUGGCUUAUAGGAGGCCCAGGCCUGAAUGGCUUCCUCAGCAGUCUGUUGUGGUUCAGCAUUCUAUUUCACCUGAGAUUGGAGUUCAUGGUUUGCCCGCCGAUAACUUUUCACAAUCUGGGAGUGGGGGUGUAAAUCUCUGUCGCUCCUCCGUGGGUUUAGAAUUGAGUGAGCCUGCUAGUUCCAACUGGAGCAGUACAACCAGUGUAAAAUUUGAGCAUGUUCGUCCUAUGAGCGAUGAAGGACGCCCUAUAAACCGAGAUCUUGAUGGUUUUCCGGUGACUUGCAGCGGAGGCACCCAUGAUAGUAUGGUGGUGUUAAAACAAGAAACUCGUUAUGCCAGGGCAAAUGAUAAUUUCUUUAGUCGUUUCAGCUUGCAGAUAGAACAAGGAAUCCCAGUUUUGUCCAAAUGGCUUGUUUUUAACCGAUUCAAGUUUGUUGGCACUAAGGGUAUCAAACUUGGGCCUUCUAUUUUAUUGACAAGUAUCACGGGAGGUUCCAUUGUGGGGGAUAUGGCUCCUUACCAAGCAUUUGCUAUUGGUGGUCUUGGUAGUGUUAGAGGGUACGGUGAAGGUGCUGUUGGAACUGGAAGAUCAUGUUUGGUUGCCAACAGUGAUUUAACGUUCCCGUUGAGCAAAAUGUUAGAAGGUGCAAUUUUCUUAGAUUAUGGAUCUGAUUUGGGUUCUGGUCGGCUUGUUCCUGGAAACCCAGCCUUGCGACAAGGAAAACCGGGAAGUGGAGUUGGGAUAGGAUAUGGCUUACGCUUCAAAUCACCAUUUGGCCACUUCCAAGUUGAUUAUGCUAUGAAUAGUUACCAACAGAAAACUGUCUACUUCAACAUCACCAAUGUAUCUUCAUGAAUGACUCUUGCAAGUCCUUUGAAGACCAUGAUGAAGACUUUCCUGAUUAGUUUUUAGCUGAUAUCUACUCCACGAUUCGUUAUUCUUUACAAUCCCUGGUAUCGUCACCUACAAUGUACAAAUGUUGAUGAUGAAGACCAUUACGGCUGCUUGAAAUGCAAGACUUGCUUUCACCAUCAAUUGAAGACACUUGAUAUUUACAAAGUGUUCAAUCCAUUGAUACGAGUCUUUGGUUUUCAUUUUCUAUUUCUUAAGGACUUUCACAAAGUCCAAUUUCUCAAUGGCAUAUUCUUGUAUGUGUUGACAAUGUAAAAGAAGAAACCUUGGAAAUUUUUUUAAUUGAAGAGAUUGAAUAUCUUGCUUGAUGUAGAUCAAUGAAUAU